This is a messenger RNA of Trichoderma asperellum CBS 433.97, 708 nucleotides long. RefSeq lists its product as uncharacterized. The record is from RefSeq and is a predicted model, not a curated record. Gene Ontology annotation, cellular component: nucleus. NCBI's taxonomy places the organism in Eukaryota, Fungi, Ascomycota, Sordariomycetes, Hypocreales, Hypocreaceae. Gene Ontology annotation, molecular function: transcription factor binding.
AUGUCUAUAUCAAAAGGGGAUGAAGAUCAUGACGCAGCUCCCUUCUUAGUCCGUCUUUUCCAUAAAACCGGCGGCUUUCCCAGGCCAGAGGAAUUUGCGUCAUCUUCUUUGCCGCCAUAUGUCUCGAUCUACACGUGGUCAACCUGCACACUCAAUGAGCUGGCCCUUGAGCUAGCAGCAGCAAAACCAAACGCAUUGCCAAAUCCUGCCAUUGGCACAAGACUCUCAUUUCAACUCGUCUGCCCGGAUUUACGCGGCGCGAGUGCUACUAAUACUAUACAGCCCAAAUUUGCCGUCAAAGAGCUGGGGAGCAUCGUCAUUGGCGAGGGCUAUCCUGGCGCAGAGGAUCCCGAUGAUGCUGGUCCUGAUGCCCUAAUGAGGGAUGACUUUGGGAAAGACAAAACGCUGGCUGACUGGAGAUUUGUUGUUGGGGACUACAUCUCGUGCGCGAUACUUCCUCCGCGGGGAGAUGGCUCCGUAGUACCGCCAGGGGCUGCUAGAAGAGGCUCAAUAUCUGGCGGGCGAGAUGGUCGCAGCGGUGGUUUCAGAGGUGGAUUUCAUGGACGAGACAGCAAUUUUGGCCGCAACAAUGGCCGUCCUAAUAGGCCAGGCUGGAGAGAUAAUAGGGUUCCAUCAGGCGAAUGGAGAAGAGGAGAACAGCUACCAGAUGGGCCACCUGGAGGGCCAAGAGGCAGGGGCCGCUGGUAA